Molecule: messenger RNA, 1191 nt
Organism: Chelmon rostratus (copperband butterflyfish)
Lineage: Eukaryota; Metazoa; Chordata; Actinopteri; Chaetodontiformes; Chaetodontidae
Gene: vsx2
Product: visual system homeobox 2
Exons: 5
Coding region: 1-1191 (396 amino acids)
Biological process (GO): regulation of transcription by RNA polymerase II
Cellular component (GO): nucleus
Molecular function (GO): DNA-binding transcription factor activity, RNA polymerase II-specific; sequence-specific double-stranded DNA binding
Source: RefSeq, a predicted model, not a curated record
AUGACGGGGAAACAGGGCGCCGUGCUGUCGGAAAGUUUAAAUCUGUCGGAGAAAACCUCUCUGGGUGCGAACGGAGGGAGUAACAGCCACCAGCCGAAGAGCAGCGCGACCCAUCCGCCGCCCAGGUGCACCGGCUUCGGCAUCCAGGAGAUACUGGGGCUGAACAAGGAGCCGUCCGCGGCCCCGAGGAGCCCGGGCUCGCUGCCGGCCGGGGCGCACCUGAUCGCCGCCAGGUCCUUGCUGGGCCCCGUCGGCGUGGGCGUGGGUGUCGGGAUGGGAUUAAUCGGCCCUGGUGGAAUUCCGUCGUUUUACGGCCAGCCAGCGUUUUUGGAGACGGUGCUGUCGGAGGCACAAGAUGUUCACCUGCAGCCCCACAGCAGGUCCAUAGGGCCGCUGGACACCAGCCAGUCCGCCAGCUCAGACUCGGAGGAUUUAUCUUCCAACGAACGAAAACUCUCAAAGUCAUCAAUAAAUCAGAGCAAGAAACGCAAGAAAAGACGCCACCGGACCAUAUUCACGUCGUACCAGCUGGAGGAGCUGGAGAAGGCCUUCAACGAGGCGCACUACCCGGAUGUUUACGCCCGAGAGAUGCUGGCCAUGAAAACAGAGCUACCUGAAGACAGGAUACAGGUGUGGUUUCAGAACCGCAGAGCCAAGUGGAGGAAGAGGGAGAAAUGCUGGGGCCGUAGCACCGUGAUGGCAGAGUACGGGCUGUAUGGAGCCAUGGUGAGGCAUUCCAUCCCCCUGCCAGAGUCCAUCCUCAAGUCCGCCAAGGAUGGCAUCAUGGAGUCCUGCGCCCCCUGGUUGCUCGUCCAAGAUGGCUUACCAAUCAACAGACGCUAUUCUAAAUCUGAAUACCCGCGACUCUUUGCAGGGAUGCACAAAAAGUCCACCGAGGCAGCAGGGCCCCCGCCCACGGGAAAGUGCGACGCGCCCCAGCAGCCGAGCUCUCAGAGGGCGGAGGAGGCUGAGGCGGAGGAGAAGAGGUCGGAAGGCAAGUCCACCAUUUCUAAAGAGGAACUGAGGGAGAACAGCAUUGCCGCGCUCAGGGCCAAAGCACAGGAGCACAGUGCCAAAGUGCUGGGGACGGUUUCUCACGACAGACUGCCGGAGGCCACGCCGGAGAGACAGGCGGCCGAGGAGAACGCCAGGGACCGCCUGAGUCCAGCAGAGGAGGAGAAAAGUCCAUAG